AUGGUUCAUAGAUGGCUCAAGACAAAGAGAGCUGGGGAGACCAGGCAAAGGGUCAUGGAGUCGUCGGAAAACCCAAUCCUAAAGAGGAAUUUGAGUUACUUUGUCAAGUUCAGAAACUCUCCAGGAGGCCCUUGGCCCUUGGUGAUGGUUGGUGUUGGAGUCAAAGCUCCAUCUUUCCAUCCUCGUCCUGGCUCGAUCCGUCCGCUACGGGUUGUUGGAGACUCGAUGCAUUCCAGGGAGCGGGCACUGGGACCGAAUAUCGACAAGAUCCCUACGCGACUGCCAGGCACUGCAAUUGAUGCUACAACACCACCUAGUGUCAAGUUAGAUGGACGGAAAAUGGCUGGCUGGGGGGUCCGCUGA
Messenger RNA from Fusarium venenatum, 363 nucleotides. Lineage: Eukaryota; Fungi; Ascomycota; Sordariomycetes; Hypocreales; Nectriaceae. The record is from RefSeq and is a predicted model, not a curated record.